AUGUCACGAUAUCGAUCAGUGCUGCUCGUGGGGACACAAGUGGAUCUUCGAUGGCAAACUUCAAAAGAUACCGUGUCCACAGCCAAAGGUAGACAACUCGCAUCACAAAUCGGAGCUGAGUUCUUCGAAUGUUCCGCUCUCACGCAGCACAAUCUCAAGGAGAUGUUCGACUCCGCUAUUCUUGCAGCGCUAGAAGGAAGGAGAACAAUCAAAUCAUCACGUCCGCAACUGCACAACUCUAAUGCAAGAGACCUUGCUGGAGAACAAACCUUAGAUACCUUUGAAAUGAACGUUUAUGAGCAUGAAGUGCACCUGCAAGAUGAACAAGACAUUUACCUAGCUAUUCUUAUUGUCUACUAUAAAAUGAUAGACAAAGUACAAACGAGUCAAGUAGUAAUAAAUAUUAUUGGUUCCCAGUUAACAGUUCAUUUUAUGCCUGGAUAA
This is a messenger RNA of Angiostrongylus costaricensis, 444 nucleotides long. Lineage: Eukaryota; Metazoa; Nematoda; Chromadorea; Rhabditida; Metastrongylidae. The record is from the annotation of a GenBank genome assembly.